Molecule: messenger RNA, 3014 nt
Organism: Chroicocephalus ridibundus (black-headed gull)
Lineage: Eukaryota; Metazoa; Chordata; Aves; Charadriiformes; Laridae
Gene: AP5M1
Product: adaptor related protein complex 5 subunit mu 1
Exons: 9
Coding region: 1-1746 (581 amino acids)
Biological process (GO): endosomal transport
Cellular component (GO): AP-type membrane coat adaptor complex; cytosol; late endosome
Source: RefSeq, a predicted model, not a curated record
AUGGCCGCAGGGAGAGCGGCGGGGCUGCUCAGCGGCCUGCCGCCGCCCCACCACUGCCGCCCAUUGUGUCCCGGCCGCCCCCGGCAGCAGCAGCAACAGCUGCCGCGGCGCCGCCUCCGCCCGCCGGAAAUGGGCCUGCGCCGGGCGGCCGCGGCCGGGGAGGGGCGGGAGCUGCGCAGGGCGGCGGCAACCCUUCAGCAGCGCCCUGGCCGCCGUCAGCGCCGAGCCGCCGCCGCCGUCGUCAUGGCCCUGCGGGCGCUGUGGCUCCUCAAGCACGACCCCGCCGCCGUGCUCUUCUCCAGCUUCUGUCGAGAUUUUACCUGUUUCUUCUUACAUGGAAAAAGGACAAGACGUUACCCCACCGUUGAAAUACGCGCCGAGACGUUCAAUGCGUCAACACAUGUGCCUGUACCAUCUGACAGCGCUUUUCUUAAAGCCUUACUUUUUGAACUGAGGUUUGUAGAUGACCAUAUUUUUGUGGAGCAUCGAGACACUUGUACUCGAAUCAAUCAUUCAUCGGUAUAUUCAGUUCGCACCGAAGGAGGGGAUCUCUGGCCUGUGCUUGCUUUUCAGAAGAGUGGACUGAUAUAUGCAUGUCUUCCACUGGUUGAGGAGACCUUGGAGCCACGGCCACCCCUCCUUACUGUUAGCGGGCUCUCUCAAGGACUCGCUCUUUUGUUAGGCAUUGUGGACUACAUCUCUCCAAGUCGGAAAAAUGAAGCGGAGAUGACUGCGAAAAUCGGCCAGCUUCGAAAUCUGCUUAUACAGGCCUGUCCGCUUGGCACCCCCUUAAACACAAAUAUACGCAGCUUGAACAGCUCAUUUGAUGACAUUCAGGAAAUGCCUACAGAUGAGAAUCAGCCGGCUUGGAGAUCCAACACAUACAAAGGCAAACCUCAGGUUAAUGUCUGUAUCACUGAAAAAGUCAAGUGUAUGCAGUAUGACAAAAGAGAUGUUGUGGACAUGUGGCAAGUUUAUGGAGCCGUAAAUUGCAAGUGUGACAUAGAGGGAUCUGCACCAAACGUAACCCUUAGUCUGAAUCUCCCGACUAACGGUCCUCCGCUCCAAGAUAUCGUGGUCCAUCAUUGCGUGACUUCUGUUGACCCUGCCAUGCUGAUGUCCAGUAGUGCUGAGCCACUGGAUGAUUCUGUGUACAGCGGACCUUACAAAUUUCCUUUCAUUCCUCCUUCAGAUUCAUUCAACUUGUGUUACUACACUUCCCAGGUUCCUGUUCCACCAAUUUUGGGAUGUUACCAACUCAUUGAAGAGGGAUCACAGUUAAAAAUAACAGUUAAUUUAAAGCUUCAUGAAAGCAUAAAGAAUUCUUUUGAGUACUGUGAAGCUCGUAUACCUUUUUUCAACAGGGGCCCAAUCGCUCAAUUAGAGUACAAAGUUAGUUAUGGCCAACUGGAUUUGUCACGAGAGAAGAGCCUACUAGUUUGGAUAAUUGGACAGAAGUUCCCUAAAUCUUUGGAAGUUUACCUGACUGGAACCGUGUCUUUUGGCACUGCAGGCAAAGAGCACCCGACUGAUUAUGUUUGCACUGGGAACACUGCGUAUGUAAAACUGUAUUUUAGGAUCCCAGACUUCACACUUACUGGAUGUUAUGUAGACCAGCAUUCUAUUCAGAUCUUUGCACCAGGAAAACCCAAAAUUACUGCAUCCGGGGAACUGAUUUCUUCUGAUUACUACAUCUGGAAUUCCAAAGCACCAGCACCUAUGCUGUACAAAACGUUAUUAGACUAAUUUGCUUAUGAAUGAUUUUUGUAUUUGAACAAAACAGACAGCUAAUGAGAGUAAUGUGAAUAUAAUGUGGAAUACAGUGAAAAUAAAUACUUUCUAGCACUUCUACUUCGUAUGUUCGCGUAAAAAUUUCUGUUGAAGAAAAACAAAAGAAGUCACUUCUCUUAAAAACCUAAGUUGGUUUUAAAUUGUUUAGUCCUGGAUAAGAGCUUAGAGAAGUCAAUUUGAAAUGUACUUGCUGUGGCUGUUUUUACUUUCCCUUCUAACAUUAACUGGUACAAAAUUAGUGCCUAGUGAUACAGGUAGAGACGGGUACAAUUGGGCAUGUCUUCCGGGAGAAUUCCCAGUUACUUCACUGGUUCUGUAAACUAAAGAGCUCACGGGAUGCAAAAGCUUUCAGGGUCUUCUUCCUGUCAUGAAGUCACCGGAAUCUGAUUAGACCCCAGAUUAACAGGACAGUUAAAAGCAAGAGUUCUGUUCUUUUCACGAGAUGUGUACAGAAUACAUACGAGUCAGUAAUUCACAAGAAUUUCAAGAGAGGGAGUAUGGCGUGAGCGGCGCUUCUAAAAGUGGAGAUGAUACAGGGGUCCGUAUUGCCCCGUCAGCAGAAGUGGCGAGUUCCCUUCCAUAUGUGCCUGUGAACUGCGUUGCGCUGAAAACUAGCAUUAGUGAGGACCCAGUGCUGUGAAGCUGCUUUUCCAAAUCACAAGACUAGCCCUGAGCAGGCAAAACCAGCUAAGUUUGCUGGAGGUUCCAAAACCCAUCACUGAUCUCUGGAAAAAAUAGACAGAAAAGAAAAGGACUGAGUUAACAGAGGCAGACCUCUAAUUUUGAGAAAAAAAAAUGGUAUCUGCAGGAACACAGGAAAUGGACUUUAAGAGAGUUAUCAGGAAAUGAGCAAAUUCUGAAAGGCUGGUGAAAAACUGAGAGAACCUGGAGAGCAGCACAAAAGAAGAGAAGAAUGCCGUCUAAUAACCGAGCGUGCCGGCUGCUCCUGCCGUACCUCUUGUUUAACUGUACGCUGUGUGAUAAAUAAGAUUAGUGAUUAUGUAAGGAGAAAAGUUUUAUGCUAUAAUUUAAAAAAUGCUUAGAUUGAGAUAGUAAUCUAAUUGGUUGGUUAAAUGUUCUAAAGGGUGGAUUAAUUCAUGUGAAACAUGCCGUUCAGCUGAAACUGCCAUGCAAACUUUGAAAACAGAGGCAUGCUACGAUCCAUUACAGACAGGUGAUGUGUCCUUUGUGAUUAGCAGGCAAAAGGUGAAUUAAUGAUCUUG